AUGUCUAGAAAGUUUGAUUUGAAAGCCAUUGCUGAUAUUUCUGUACUAGUGGGAACAGGUAUAUCUCUAUACUAUUUGAUUAAUCGGUUACUCAAUGAUGUCGAGAAUGGCCCCAUGUCUGGACGCUCCAAGGAGGCAAGAGAACAGCAAUCUCAGAAAUGGGAUAAAUUAGUAGAGCUGAAUCCGGACCUUAAGAAAGUUCAAUUAUCUUCCUAUGAAAGAACAAUUUUAUCAUCGGUAGUUAUAGCAGAAGAUAUAGACGUUACUUUUAAUGAUAUCGGUGGUCUAGACAAUGUUAUUUCUGAUUUACAUGAAAGUGUCAUUUAUCCUCUUACAAUGCCAGAAAUAUAUACAAACAACCCAUUACUCAAGGCCCCCAGUGGCGUACUGCUAUAUGGUCCUCCAGGUUGUGGUAAGACGAUGCUUGCUAAGGCUUUAGCCAAAGAGAGUGGUGCCAAUUUCAUAUCUGUGCGUAUGUCAACAAUAAUGGACAAAUGGUAUGGAGAAUCUAACAAAAUUGUGGACGCUAUGUUUUCCUUAGCAAAUAAAUUAGAACCUUGUAUUAUAUUCAUAGAUGAAAUCGAUUCAUUCUUAAGAGAGAGAUCAUCAACAGAUCAUGAGGUAACAGCAAACUUGAAAGCAGAGUUCAUGACAUUGUGGGAUGGAUUAUUGAAUAACGGCCGUGUAAUGAUAAUAGGUGCUACAAAUAGAAUCAACGAUAUUGAUGAUGCAUUUUUACGUAGACUACCAAAGCGAUUCCUAGUUUCUUUACCAAAUAUUGAGCAAAGAACAAAGAUAUUGGAAGUACUGCUAGGCAAUACAGAGUUGGACAAGGCCAACUUUGACCUCAGCUUAAUAGCAAAGUGUUCUGGUGGAUUAUCUGGAUCUGAUCUGAAGGAAUUAUGUAGAGAGGCUGCAUUAAAUGCGGCUAAGGAAGCUAUGAAAGAGAAAAGAAAUUUAAUACAGAAGGGUCUAGAGGCGACAGAGGUCAAAUUAAGACCUUUAACUACCUAUGAUUUCUUAAUAAACAUGAAAACAAUUGAAGCGGUUCAAAUGCUAUCACAAGCACCACAGGAUUAA
Molecule: messenger RNA, 1080 nt
Organism: Nakaseomyces glabratus
Lineage: Eukaryota; Fungi; Ascomycota; Saccharomycetes; Saccharomycetales; Saccharomycetaceae
Gene: MSP1
Product: protein-degrading AAA family ATPase MSP1
Biological process (GO): extraction of mislocalized protein from mitochondrial outer membrane
Cellular component (GO): mitochondrial outer membrane
Molecular function (GO): ATP binding; ATP hydrolysis activity
Source: RefSeq, a predicted model, not a curated record